UAUCAUAUGUAAUUAUAAAAUCUUGUUUGGUCAUUUGAGAGAAACUGCAUUCAGCGCUCUGUGUUUUAGUAUUUAAAGCACUGUUCGUUUAACUGCAGAUCACAAAGUACGCAGAGCGGUCGACAACUAAACACUGGCUAGCAAUUUUUGACAAUAUGAGACCUAAAGCCGAAGACUACAAUGAAGAUGAGCUGCAGCCGCCAAAAUGGUUGGAUAGUGAGUUUUUUACAAAAGUACUGCAGAAUUGCGAGCGAAAUGCAAAUGAUCUGGAGUUGAAAAAUUUCAAAAUCAGUCCCGCCACUGUUAAGGGUGACCACUAUGCCAGCAUAAUGUUUCGUGCAUUUGUGGAGUAUCGGUUAGAGGGUGCAGAGAAAAGCAAAUCGAUGAUUAUCAAAACAAUGCCAGAAGUCGAAGGCUUCAAAAAAAAUAUGUUGAAGAAGUAUGACAUAUUCGAAAUCGAGAUUGGUAUGUAUACACGUGUACUGCCACGCUUUGAAAAACAACUGCGAGAUAUUGGUGAUAACACAACGCUAAAAGCCCCAGUGCUUUACCAUGCAUUGUCGCCACACAAGCUCAUCGUUUUCGAGGAUAUCGUGCCAUUGGGUUACAAUGUAUUGCGUGGACGUUUUGCGAAUGAGGAAGAAGUGAAAGCCGCUUACGCCAAAAUAGCCAAAUGGCAUGCGAUCAGCCACAAAAUAAUAAAAGAGGAGCCACACUACUUCGAUGAAUACCGCACCAGUUUCUUCUCGCGGGAUAUUAGGAAUAAUCCGUUUUUCUUAAACGGAACGAAAAAAUUUAUGGCUUUCAUGCGAAAAACACCAGAAUUAAAGGAAUAUUUGCCGACUUUCGAAAAACUUUAUGAAAAAGUGGAUCUGCUAGACGCGGCAGUUUCUUCCUAUACAGAAUAUUGGGUUUCGCCGCUUGAUGACGCUUAUUAUGUGCUCAAUCAUGGUGAUUACCAUAUGAAGAAUAUGAUGUUCAAGCAUAAUCCAGAUACCGGAAGAUUUGAGGACGUUAUGCUCUUGGACUAUCAAUUUUCUCAUGUUGGUCCAAUAACGAGUGAUUUGAUAUACUCCAAAUUUAUGUUAUUGGAUGGUAAGUUGCGUCCGCGAACAGCUGAAUUGCUGCAUUACUAUUUCACGAUUUUCAAGGAAACUCUUGAGAAAAUAGGAUAUGAUGGCCCCUCACCGACUUUGGUCAAAUUUCGGCAGAACUUGUUCCGUCACAGAUUUACAGAACUGCUGAUGAUGACCACCUUCCUUCCGAUGUGGCCCAAAUUUUGUCGAGGAGAGCUUUCACAAGAAAUGAUGCUAAGCGACAACGAGUGCGCUCUUAAAAUGUAUGACAAAGAAUAUCUCGACGAGUUGCUGCAGAUUAUUCCGAACUAUUUGCAUUUGGGUUAUCUCGAUAUUUAAUACAAAUUUUAAAUUGUAAGCUUCUUAAAGGUGAUAAAUAUGUCCAUGAUUUAAGUGUAAAUCAGUGUUAGCUUUAUUAAGGCAUGCAUUGUAAGCAAUAAAGUUCGUGAGGCAAAAAAUAUUAAAAAAAAAAAACUUGACAUAAACCAAUUAAGUACCAAAUUUUGUAAUAUAUAGUAUUAUAUAUUACCGAUUAAUAAUAUUUGAAAGCGGCACAUUUGCGUUUGGACAUAACUGAUGUAAAGAGUAGCCCAGAAUGAAAGCUUUUGAAAUUCAAGCGAUUAGAAAAACAAGCUGUGAUACCAUUAUGGUUCGAACCCUAGUUAGUUUGACACGAAGUUUGUAACGCCUAGAAGGAGACGUAACAAAGUCCGAGACGUAACAAAGUAUACUUAUGUAUUAAUAAAUGAUCAGCGUGACGAGCUCAGUCGACGAACUAGUCGUUCAGUUUUUGCGAUAUCGAUCUGAAGUUUUGGGUAAUUCUGCUUUUUUGCAAGAAGCUACCCUUUUGUCGGAACUCGACAUCGGUGCUCUCUAUAGCAUAUAGCUGCUAUUUAAACGGACCCAUCAAAAACUAAUUCUUGUAUAGAAAACUUUUUUAAUUGACGUCAAAACGUCAUCACGCAGUUCGAUACAAAUUAUUGCCCGCUGCAAUCUGCCUCAUAUGUAUUAUAGUUAUGGUACAGCUGAAGUUAACGUUUUAUUCUUAUUUUAUAAACAAUUCAACCAUCACUUGAA
Molecule: messenger RNA, 2153 nt
Organism: Bactrocera oleae (olive fruit fly)
Lineage: Eukaryota; Metazoa; Arthropoda; Insecta; Diptera; Tephritidae
Source: RefSeq, a predicted model, not a curated record